This is a messenger RNA of Vigna umbellata (rice bean), 637 nucleotides long. The record is from RefSeq and is a predicted model, not a curated record. NCBI's taxonomy places the organism in Eukaryota, Viridiplantae, Streptophyta, Magnoliopsida, Fabales, Fabaceae.
UGUAGAAAUUUUCCUCAAGGGACUAUCAGUGACAUGAUAAAUGAUACUUGUCAGGGAAUUUCCUUUAUCAUCAACAACAUAGCUAAAUAUGGAGGUGACCCUAAUAGAGUUUAUCUAAUGGGACAAUCUGCCGGUGCUCAUAUUUCCUCUUGCGCUUUACUGGAGCAAGCAGCCAGAGAAUCAAAUAAAGGAGAGAAUGUUUCUUGGAGCAUUUCGCAGAUCAAAGCUUAUUUUGGUUUAUCUGGAGGAUACAACUUAUUAGAUUUAGUGGAUCACUUCGACAAUCGUGGCUUGUAUCGUCGGAUCUUUUUGAGCAUAAUGGAAGGUGAAGAGUCUUUGAAGGUAUAUUCACCUGAAAUUAAAAUUCAAGAUCCAUGUCUCAAAAGUGCCAUUCCUCACUUCCCACCAGUAUAUCUGGUCCAUGGAACUGCAGAUUAUUCCAUACCAUCAGUAGCUAGUGAACGGUUUGCUGAUGCUCUAAAGAAGGCAGGGGCAAGAGCUGAGUUGAUUUUGUGUGAGGGGAAGAGUCAUACAGAUCUGUUUCUACAGGUAAGUUAAACGUGAAGCGAUUUCAAAUUUUUGGGUACUAAAUAAAAUAUAAAACUUUAUAUUAUGCAACAUGUUUUAAGUUAUCGUU